AUGUCGACCCGCACCACACUCUUGGUUGUUCUCUCUCUUCUCGCCGUGAUCAUCUCCGUCGCAUCGGCAGCAGGGUUGCGCAGCGGCACAGAAGUCGGCGGGUUCAAGCCGAUCGAAAACUUAGGUGAUCCUUACGUUCAAGACAUCGCAAAAUUCGCGGUUAAAGAACAUAAUGAGCAAGAGGAUUCUCAUCUCGGAAUUGAGAAAAUCGUAAAGGGUGAAGAACAGGUUGUCGCAGGUAAAAAUUACCGGCUUACGAUCGCGGCUAAUGAUUCUCAUUACUACGAGACGGUUGUUUAUGAUAAGCCAUGGGCAAAGUUUAGGAGUCUUACUUAUUUUAGGUCUGUUAGCCUUGUUUAA
Molecule: messenger RNA, 360 nt
Organism: Chenopodium quinoa (quinoa)
Lineage: Eukaryota; Viridiplantae; Streptophyta; Magnoliopsida; Caryophyllales; Amaranthaceae
Product: cysteine proteinase inhibitor 5-like
Exons: 1
Coding region: 1-360 (119 amino acids)
Molecular function (GO): cysteine-type endopeptidase inhibitor activity
Source: RefSeq, a predicted model, not a curated record